UGACAGUCUACCAUGGAGAAAAUUUCGCACGUCGGUGCAGCGGAGAAAGUGAAUUUUCGAACAAAUUGUACUGCAGACCGGCGAAUGUAGAUCCUGCCCGCAAGUGUAUUUGUAAAAUAAAAAAAAAACGCAUUAAUCAUGUCGAUGGUAAAAGUGUUACAAUUUGUUAACGGGCUCAAGUCCCGCAACAAGGAUGUGCAAAACAAAGCGAUCAAGGAUCUGUCGCUGUACGUCAAGACAGAACUUCGCGAAACUCCGGACGAUAUGUUUUUCGAGGAUUUUAAUCAUCAUAUCUUCGAGAUGCUCACCAGCCCGGAUAACAACGAAAAGAAGGGAGGAAUAUUGGCCAUUGAGUGCCUCAUCAACGGCGACGUCGUGAAUACAACGAACAAAAUUUCCCGAUACUCGAAUAAUCUACGGAAUUUGUUGCCCGUUAGCGACGUUUGCGUGAUGGAGCUGGCUGCGAAGGUGCUAGUAAAGUUGGCCCUUUUGCCCGGCUCAAACGGUGCCAGUUCGUUCGAAUUCGACAUCAAACGUGCGCUCGAAUGGCUGUCGGAGGACCGAGUAGAAAACAAGCGACAGGCCGCGGUGCUGGUGUUGCGCGAGUUAGCUGUUGCAAUGCCAACUUUUUUUUACCAACAAGUCGGAAGCUUCUUUGAUCAUAUAUUCGUCGCAAUAAAGGAUCCCAAGGCGGCCAUCCGGGAAGGAGCUGGUCAAGCACUGAGGGCAGUGCUCAUCCUAACGUCGCAACGUGAAGGAACGAAGCAAAACAAUAAUACCCAGUGGCAUAUGAAUUGCUACGAUCAGGCAUUCGAAUGCCUGCGGGAUACGGUGGGCCGCGAAAAGAAUUUAAACCGCGAUGAUCGUGUACAUGGUGCGCUGAUUGUUUUCAAAGAAAUUCUGCGCUGUUCGCACGCGGCUUGGGAGAAAAAGUACGUGCAGCUUGAUAGUUUAAACGUCGAUCAGAAAUGUUCGAUUCGUGGCCAGCGUGAAGACGAUGGGCGUGGAUUCCUGCCACGUAUCCGUGUGCCCUUCAUGGAGAAACUCGGCAACCAUUCGGGGCACGGUUCUGUUAGCUACAGCUCGCGCUAUUACGAUGUCGUGACGGAUCUAAAGUUUUUCCGCCAGAACAACAGUGUGCAGGAGUCGGCACUGUACAGAGCGUUGGUGAGGGAAAAGUACGAUACCAUUUGCCAGGCGGUGCUAGAUCAGCGUAGUUCGAAGUCUCCGUACGUUAUUCAAACCCUGUUAGCCAUUUUCCCCCGCUUGGCAGCGUUCAAUCGGGAGGAGUUUGUGAGGCUUCAUCUGCGCACAGUGGUUAACUACUUGCUAACGUUACUGCGCAGCAAGGAAAAGGAACGCAAUGCUGCAUUUAUAUCGCUCGGCUACAUUGCUGUGGCGGUGGAGAAGGAAAUCGAGCCAAACACGAAACGCAUCAUGGAGUUGAUUAGCAGCGCCCUCCCACCGAAGGAUACGCCGAGCAAGCGGAAAACCACAGUCGAUCCGUCGGUGUUCAUGUGUGUUAUGCUGCUAGGGCACGCUUUAAAAGGUGGCAUAACCCAUGAAAUCAAGGAAAUUAUAGCCCCCAUGCUGUCAACCGGCUUAAGCCCGGCGUUGAUAGUUUGCCUAAGGGAGCUGUGCGAAACAGUGCCGCAAGCACAGCUCGAAAUUACUGCCGGUUUGCUGAAGAUACUGUCGUAUGUGCUAAUGAACCGUCCGCUGCCACAGUUUAUCGUUCCCAAGUCCCACUCGGUAGUUUCGCCAGCCUUUUUAAGCACUCUAGAACAGCAACCUCAGCCCCAACCGCUGCAGCAGCAAGUCCACGAUACGGCUACGAUCGUUUUGGCUUUGCAAACGCUUGGUACAUUCAGCUUCGAAGGAUGCAGCUUGCUACAGUUUGUGCAGCGCUGUGCCGAUCACUUCCUUAACAGCGAACAGCAAGAGAUCCGCAUUGAGGCCGUGCACACAUGUACGCUAUUGUUAAAGCUGGCGCUUCAGGCAGCCGACAGUAACGGAAACGACGUGUCUGAAACGCUAACGCAAACGCUUAGCUCGGUGUUGGAGAAAAUUUUAGUCGUCGGCAUCACGGACGUUGAUCCGGCAGUGCGCCUGCGGGUGCUUAAGUCACUGGACGAAAGCUUCGAUACGCAGCUUGCGCAACCGUGGUUUCUUAGCUCGCUGCUGGUUACCAUCCACGAUGAGGUGUUUGAAAUACGCGAGCUUGCGAUCAUCAUUAUUGGCAGACUGUCGACGAUCAAUCCAGCGUACGUAAUGCCAAGCCUUCGUAAAACGAUGGUCCAGCUGCUGACGGAAUUGGAACAUUCGGGCGUUAGUCGCAAUAAGGAGCAGAGCGCGCGAAUGUUGGAUCACCUGAUCGUCAGUACGCCACGGUUGGUAGCAUCUUACAUGCGACCGAUACUGACGAUACUCGUGCCAAAGCUAAAGGAACCAGAUCAGAAUCCGAGCGUCGUGUUGAACGUACUGCGCGCCAUUGGAGAUUUGGCCGAAGUAAUAGGCGGCCAUCAUGUGCUGCAAAAGUGGUCAGACGAGCUGCUGCAGCUUCUGCUCGACAUGCUGAGUGAUGCGGGUUCAACGGAAAAGCGAGCUGUUGCACUGUGGACAUUUGGGCAGCUCGUUAGUGCAACGGGUCAAGUCGUGGUGCCGUAUAAUAAGUAUCCGAACCUGAUCGAUAUACUGAUCAACUUUCUGAAAACCGAACAGCAGCUGUAUGUGCGCCGGGAAACGAUACGCGUGCUGGGACUGCUUGGCGCACUCGAUCCUUACAAGCACAAGAUGAACCGAGGGUUGAUCGAUAGUCAGACGAGUGCAAACAUUCUCAUUUCCGUCGACACGAAAAGUGACGAACCGACGGAUUUGUCCACGUCGGAAAUGCUGAUUAAUAUGAGCACGCAGCUAGACGAGUACUAUCCGGCGGUGGUCAUAUCGACACUGAUGAAAAUUCUGCGUGAUCCAACGCUAUCGAAUCACCAUCUCAGCGUUGUGCAGGCAAUCACGUUCACGUUUACCAGUCUCGGUAUAAAGGGAGUGCCGUACCUCUCGCAGGUGCUACCCUGUCUGCUGCGGAACAUCGUAACAGCCGAGAUGAGCCUUAAGGAGUACCUGUUUCAACAGCUCUCGACGUUGAUAUCGAUCGUGAAGCAACACAUUAUUGGCUUUAUGGAUGAUAUAUUCGAACUGAUAAAGACGUUCUGGACCACCGGUAGCGGUGGUGGUCAGGGCGGUGGUUCACAACCAUCAACAACCUCGGCCGCAUCGUUGCAGCCGACCAUCAUUAAUUUGGUAGAAAAGAUUGCCAUUGCGCUUGGAUGCGAAUUUAAAGUGUAUCUACCUCAGCUAAUGCCGCAAAUAUUGCGCGUUCUGUUGCACGACACCUCGAAGGACCGCGCCGUUACGGUGAAACUGCUCGGUGCGAUGCGCAACUUUGGCAACAAUCUGGACGACUACCUGCACCUGAUAAUACCGGCGAUUGUGAAGCUGUUCGAACCGCUUGACAUUCCGCUAAACGUUUCCAUUACAGCACUGCAAACGAUCAAUUAUCUUGCAGAGGUGCUAGAUUUUACAGACUUUUCUUCCCGCAUCGUACAUCCGCUGGUUCGCGUACUCGACAACUACCCCGAACUAAGACCGGUGGCACUGACGACGCUCUGCUCGAUAAUGAUACAGCUGGGGCGCAAAUAUCUGGUGUUUGUGCCGCUGGUGAAUCGGGUCAUGAUUAAGCACAAGAUACCAUCGGUCGAAUACACGAAGCUGCUGACCAAGCUGCAGAACAACAGUACGCUUGCGAUGGACGACGAGUUCCGCAUACGGCAGGCGAGGAAUCGGAAUCGGGAAAUAUCGCUACCGAGCGAUAGCACGAUCAAAAAGUUCCCCGUAUCGAUGUCCGAUCUGGAGGCAAUGUUUAAAGCGAAUCGGCGCGUCUCCAAGGACGAUUGGUUGGAAUGGUUACGGCGGCUAAGCAUCAUUCUGCUGAAGGAGUCGAAAAACCCGGCGCUACGGUCGUGCGCUACGUUGGCUCAGAACUAUCCGCAACUGCUGAAGGAUCUGUUCAAUGCCGCGUUCGUGUCGUGCUGGUCGGAUCUGUCCGAUAAGUUGAAGCAGGACCUUGCGCACAGUCUUACGCAAGCGCUGAUGGUACAGGACUUGCCGGAAAUUACGCAAACAGUGCUGAAUUUGGCGGAAUUUAUGGAACACUGCGAAAACUAUCCGCUCAAGAUCGAUUCGAAGAUUUUGGGCGAACGAGCGAUGGAAUGUCGUGCGUACGCGAAAGCCCUCCACUACACAGAGGAAGAAUUCCAUCAGACGGAGGAACACCAUCAGUCACUGUUUGAGUCGCUGAUCCUAAUAAACAACAAGCUGCAGCAGAAGGAAGCGGCCGAAGGGUUACUAGAGUAUGCCGGACGCCAUCGUUCCAGUGCCGAGGAGAUGAAGGUGCAGGUGCGAUGGUACGAAAAGCUGCACAGCUGGGAUCAGGCACUGACGCUCUACUCCGAAAAGCUGAAGUCCAACCCGAGCGAUCUGGAGUCCCGGCUCGGUGAGAUGCGUUGUCUGGAAGCGUUGGGUGAAUGGUCCGCGCUAAAUACUGUAACGACGGAAAACUGGGAUACCCUCGGAUCGGAGGGACAAAGCAAGGCGGGCCGGUUAGCGGCUGCUGCCGCCUGGGGUUUGCAGGACUGGGAAGGAAUGCAUCGGUUCGUGCGCUGCAUUCCAGAGGACACACAGGACGGCGCAUUCUAUCGCGCUGUGCUGGCAGUACACAAUGAGCAGUACGAGCUGGCGCAAAGUUUGAUCGAUUCGACGCGCGAUCUGCUCGACACGGAACUGACCGCAAUGGCUGGUGAGUCGUACGAGCGUGCGUACGGUGCGAUGGUGUGCGUGCAGAUGCUGGCUGAACUGGAGGAAGUGAUCCAGUACAAGCUUAUCCCGGAGCGGCGCGAAACGAUCAAGUCAAUGUGGUGGGAUCGACUGCUCGGCGGACAGCGGCUCGUCGAGGACUGGCAGCGCGUAAUACAGGUGCAUUCGUUAGUGCUGUCGCCGAAGGAAGACAUCCGUACGUGGCUGAAGUUUGCCUCGUUGUGCCGCAAGAAUGGUUCGUUGAAGCUGUCGGAAAAGACGCUUGUCAUGCUGCUGGAGUACGAUCCGAUGCAGAAUCUGGGCGAGGCACUGCCGAUUGAUAAACCGCACGUAACGUUCGCCUACACGAAACAUCUACAUAUGGCGGGGUACGUGAAGGAAGCUUACGAUCACCUGAACCGCUUUGUGGCGUCUUUCAGCCCACAGGCAUUCACCGCUAGUAGCGGCGCUGGUGGGCAGGACGAUUUGAAGGAUGAGAACAGACGGCUGUUGGCCCGCUGUUUCCUGAAGCUCGGUUUGUGGCAGAGCAGCUCGACCGGUGGGAAUCUGUUGAAGGAACACCUGGUGAAUGGGAUUCUCGUGUGCUACAGCAGAGCCACGAAGCACGAUCCGAACUGGUACAAGGCGUGGCACAAUUGGGCGUACAUGAACUUUGAAGUAGUGCAGGCAAAGAAGCAGCAAGAAGAAUACACCAAAAAUCCGGGCAGUGCCGCGGAACGGACACUGAUCAAGCAUUACGCUGUGCCGGCUGUGCGAGGUUUCUUCCAGUCGAUCAAUCUCUCGCAGGGCAAUUCGUUGCAGGACACGCUGCGCUUGCUCACCCUUUGGUUUGAUCACGCCCAGUACGAGGAGGUUUACGAAGCGCUGGUCGAAGGGAUGCGAGUAAUCGAUAAAAACACGUGGCUCCAGGUGAUACCACAGCUGAUCGCACGUAUCGACACACCGCGCAACCUGGUCGGGCAGCUGAUCAACUAUCUGCUGACGGAGAUUGGCAAAACGCACCCGCAGGCACUCGUGUAUCCGCUUACGGUCGCGUCAAAGUCGGCACCGGGUACGCGCAAGCAGGCAGCACACAAAAUAUUGAACAACAUGUGUGAACAUUCAAAUACGCUGGUCAACCAGGUGCUGCUGAUCAGCGAGGAGCUGAUUCGAGUGGCCAUUCUUUGGCACGAACAGUGGCACGAAGGGCUGGAGGAAGCGUCUCGGCUGUACUUCGGUGAACAGAAUAUUGAUGGCAUGUUUGCGACACUGGAACCUUUGCACGCGAUGCUACAGCGUGGUCCGCAAACUUUGAAAGAGUCCUCCUUCAAUCAGGCGUAUGGGCGUGAUUUGUCCGAAGCACAGGAGUGGUGUAGAAACUACAAGAGUACUAAAAACGUGCGUGAUUUAAACCAAGCGUGGGAUCUUUACUACCACGUGUUUCGGCGCAUUUCGCGUCAACUGGUGCAGCUUACCUCGCUGGAGCUUCAAUACGUCAGCCCGAAGCUGCUUGCCUGUCGCAACCUGGAACUGGCAGUCCCGGGCAGUUAUACACCCGGUCAACAAUUGAUCUGUAUCGCAAGCAUCGAAACGAACCUGACGAUCAUCAGCUCGAAACAGCGCCCAAGGAAGCUGUGCAUCCGUGGUUCGAAUGGCAAGAACUACAUGUUCCUAUUGAAAGGUCACGAAGAUUUGCGCCAGGAUGAGCGUGUGAUGCAGCUGUUCGGGCUGGUAAACACGCUGCUACUGAACGAUCGCGACACGUUCCGGCGCAACCUAACGAUACAGCGGUAUGCGGUCAUACCGCUGAGCACUAACUCCGGUCUGAUCGGUUGGGUACCGCACUGUGACACACUGCACAAGCUGAUCCGCGACUAUCGCGAUUCGAAGAAACUGAUGCUGAACAUCGAGCACCGGAUCAUGCUGCGUAUGGCACCGGAUUACGAUCACUUGACGGUGAUGCAGAAGGUGGAGGUGUUUGAGCAUGCGCUCGAACAGACGAAGGGUGACGAUUUGGCAAAAUUGCUCUGGCUGAAAAGUCCGUCCUCCGAGCAGUGGUUUGAUCGGCGUACCAACUACAUCCGGUCGCUGGCGGUAAUGUCAAUGGUGGGUUACAUUUUGGGACUGGGCGAUCGCCACCCGUCGAACUUGAUGUUGGAUCGGCUGAGUGGCAAAAUUCUUCAUAUUGAUUUCGGCGAUUGUUUUGAGGUUGCUAUGACGCGAGAGAAAUUCCCGGAGAAGAUUCCUUUCCGAUUGACGCGAAUGCUAAUCAACGCAAUGGAGGUGACCGGGAUCGAAGGAACGUAUCGGCGCACUUGUGAAAGCGUUAUGCACGUGUUGCGACGCAACAAAGACAGUCUGAUGGCGGUGCUUGAAGCAUUCGUGUACGAUCCGCUGCUUAAUUGGCGUCUGCUGGAUUCGGACCGGUUGCGUCGUUCAAAGAAUGCGGGCGAAAUGGACAGUGGAUCGGAGAGCAUACACGAGGAUUCGCUUCUUAGCUAUAGCGCCCGAAGAGACGCACGUUUAAACGAGCUAAAUGCAGGAACUACUGGAGCAACGGGGGCGGGUGGGGUUGGUCAAGCAUCAGCCAUGGUGAACGUUGCUUCCGGCAGUGGAGCUGCUGCCAUUCCUGCCAUUCCUAGCGCAUCUGGCAAAGCUGUUCCUGCCGGUGGUGAUGCCCCGGAUGGUAAUUUCCCGGCGCUACAAAAUCCAGUCGAUGUAACGAACAAGAAAGCACGUGCGAUUGUGGACCGCGUGAAGGACAAAUUGACCGGCAAGGAUUUUGGCAAAGCAGAACCAGUAGCCGUCAACCGGCAGAUUGAUUUGUUGAUUCAACAAGCCACGAGCAACGAAAAUCUCUGCCAGUGCUACAUAGGAUGGUGUCCAUUCUGGUAAACGGGUCCCGGAAACUGGCAAAAAAGCGUUUUCUCCAUCUCUUAGUUGAUAUAUUAUAUCCUACGUGUGUUUUUGUAUAUGUAUGUGUCGAAAAUGCUUGUAAAGCUUUUAUACAGCAGCUGGACACAAUCACCACGUAAUUUUUAAUCUUGUUUAUGUAAAUAUUUCUGUUUGAUGAUAUUCUUUCGUAUCGUAAUUUAGCAACGCAACCACGUCUUGUACUUUCGACCUUACGCUUGUUACCCAUUUUCGUUGAAAGAUAAUUUUGUUGAACUAUAUAGUUACUACAAUAGAAACACCGGGAAUGGUAAAACACUAUGCUAAAAGUAACAAACUAAUUAAGAAGAAGAAAUAGAAAGGCGUUAAUACGCAAAUCACA
Messenger RNA from Anopheles funestus (African malaria mosquito), 8125 nucleotides. RefSeq names its product serine/threonine-protein kinase Tor (gene Tor). The coding region runs from base 139 to 7746 and encodes 2535 amino acids. Lineage: Eukaryota; Metazoa; Arthropoda; Insecta; Diptera; Culicidae. Gene Ontology annotation, molecular function: protein-containing complex binding; protein serine/threonine kinase activity; protein binding. Gene Ontology annotation, biological process: negative regulation of macroautophagy; TOR signaling; protein phosphorylation. Gene Ontology annotation, cellular component: TORC1 complex; nucleus; TORC2 complex. The record is from RefSeq and is a predicted model, not a curated record. The transcript has 5 exons.